Messenger RNA from Harpegnathos saltator (Jerdon's jumping ant), 2918 nucleotides. Its product is annotated as serine/threonine-protein kinase dyf-5. Gene Ontology annotation, biological process: protein phosphorylation. The transcript has 10 exons. The coding region runs from base 379 to 2130 and encodes 583 amino acids. Gene Ontology annotation, molecular function: ATP binding; protein kinase activity. NCBI's taxonomy places the organism in Eukaryota, Metazoa, Arthropoda, Insecta, Hymenoptera, Formicidae. The record is from RefSeq and is a predicted model, not a curated record.
UUCGCGGCAGUUCCGCGACAACGACGUGUCUUUGACGCAAUGUCGAAUUAAGAUCGAGACGCGAAUUGUCUUGUCGUCCCUUGUCAGCGCUUUUUUAUGCGAAUCUUGCUUGUGCCGGGAGUGUCGCGUAUCAAAUAUUCAUUCAGCUGCUCUAGAGUCAAUACUUUGCGCAACUCGCAUCAGGAACUUGUUUAUGCACCGUGACGAGGCUUUAUUACAUGCAUCAUAAACCGCGCUUACGUACGCAGCGAGUGCGAAGGACAUGACGCGAUGCCGAUUUCGGUGGCGUGCGAAUGCACGUUUGAUGUAAUGCUCGUGACUGUUACAUGAGGAGAAACAAUACGAAAAUUUCCAAGUGGUCGACCGUGUGAAUGAAGAAUGAAUCGAUAUAUAACGUUGAAUCAGUUGGGGGACGGGACCUUUGGUUCAGUCGUCCUCGGGGAACGUAUCGAUACCGGUGAAAAGGUCGCUAUAAAAAGAAUGAAGAGAAAAUAUUAUUCCUGGGAAGAAGCUAUGAAUUUACGAGAAGUGAAGUCACUAAAGAAGCUCAGUCAUGCAAACGUUGUAAAACUUAAAGAAGUUAUACGGGAAAAUGACGUGCUGUACUUCGUUUUCGAGUAUAUGAAAGAAAAUCUCUAUCAAUUGAUGAAGGAUAGGGAUAAGUUAUUUCCCGAACCAGUGAUUAGGAACAUGGUGUACCAAGUAUUGCAAGGUCUCGCUUUCAUGCACAAACACGGCUUUUUUCAUCGCGAUAUGAAGCCGGAAAAUUUGCUAUGUAUGGGACCUGAAUUGGUCAAAAUCGCCGAUUUUGGAUUAGCGAGAGAAAUUCGUUCGAGACCUCCGUAUACGGACUACGUCUCGACUAGAUGGUAUCGCGCACCAGAAGUGUUGUUACAUUCGACGACUUACAACAGUCCUAUCGACAUUUGGGCAGUCGGCUGCAUAAUGGCCGAAUUAUAUACGUUCAGACCACUAUUCCCUGGCAAAAGCGAGAUCGAUGAAAUAUUUAAGAUUUGCUCCGUGGUCGGGACACCGGACAAGGACGACUGGCCGGAGGGAUACCAAUUGGCUGCGGCUAUGAAUUUCAAAUUUCCAAAUUUUACGCGCACGUCCUUGGGCGUUCUGAUUCCGAACGCCAGUCAAGAGGCGGUGAUACUCAUGGAGGAUAUGUUGCAAUGGAAUCCCAUCAAGAGACCGACGGCUCAACAGUCACUCAGAUAUCCGUAUUUUCAAGUCGGCGACCCUCGUAUAAUUAACAGUAAAAAGAUCGGCGUAAUAUCGCAACGAGAACUCGCCAUGAAUAAAAUCAAUCUUCCACCACCCAUACAAUCGAAACAGUACAAUUAUUCUCAGCAGGACCUCGUCAAUAACCUAGUUCAGUCAAGAGUUCCCGAGAAGAUGGUUGUUCAAUCGCAACAGCAGCCGGCGGCUUUACCGUUGUUGCAUCACAACAAUCACAAGCACGACAGCGAAAACACCGCAAAGUGGCAGGAUGACGAUUUCACUGAACUUUUGGGGAGCAAGAUCGUCCCGGAGAAUCCGAGCGCAAUGCUCGUGCCCGACCGGCUAUACAAGGAGAAUCACGCCAACUGGAACGCCAACUACCAUCAACCCGAUAAUCUGAAGCACAGCAACGCGAAUUGGUCAUUACCGGUGUGGAAGGAGCCGUCGUUGAGAAUGUGGAACAAUCAAACGAAUCAAUCUAACCAGAUGAAGAGCUCGCGCAAGGUCUCGGCGAAACAACACUACCUCAGUGUGGCUCGGUACGUCGCAGGCCAGAGCACAAAUUUGCCGUCCAGAAAUGGGGAUACCGAUAUUAAUCGGUCGAGGCUGCUGUUGAACGGGCUCAUCGGUCAGGCGGCAUCCAACAAGUACGAGGACUUUACCGAGUCCUUCUGGGCACCUCGAGAUAGUAUUGAGAAUCAAACGAGACAGCAUUAUCUCGCGCGAAAUCGUUACAUCGCCGAGCAAAGCUUAAGAUUACCUUAUUCCAGCGUGUAUGGUACUCAAAAUAUCAAAGCUACCAAUAAGCCAACGUUUCAACCGAACUUGUUCGGAAAUGUUUUCAAUGCAAAGAUCAGCGGCGGAUCUCACGGCCGAACGGACUGGGCAGCAAAGUACCUUAAAUGACCGUUGUAGAAAAGAAUCGUUUUCCUCUCAUCUCACCACUUGACGACUCGUCAACGUGCCCGUUCUCUUAGGCGAUUUUCCUAACUGUGAUAGAACGAUCGCUGUCGUUCCACUCGGACGCGGAAAUGCGCAAAGGAAGAACGCGCUUUUCGCUUCCGUGUUGCGGUUUUGCGAAAGCAACACUGUAGAUUUUUAAUUGGAACAGGCAGCGCGACAUUUUAAAACAAAGCGAGACGCGGUAUUUGCGUCGAUUCCAUCAUCCACGAAUACUGUCGUAAAUAUAUUAUCACAUCGCAGCAUUCCAUGUAACUGCGCGACUCGGGAGCCGAAUAUAUAGAUUUCUCUAAUUAUAAGUCGUCCAUAUUUACACGAGUGUACGAAAGAGAAAGUGAGAGAGAGAAAUGUAAUUAUACAAAAAAACUAAUGACUUGGGAUGACGCGAUACGACACGCAAUUGUAUAAAAUGCGUUAUGUUAUAUACAUAUAUAUUUAUUAUUAUUUGUACAUAUUAACUAAUUACGAUACAGCGUGAUGUCUCUACGGCAAUUGAUCACAGUAAGAUCGCGCAAAUCUCGGACGACCGAAUGUCAAAUUACCCUCGCUGCGAAGCGAGCGAUCGAUCGUGGAAACGAAUCGACGCUAAGCACGCAAAAACGAUCGGGUGUAUGUAUCAUCCCUUGUUUUCGGCGAAGAGUCAACGAUAGAGUCGGCCACGCUGUGUCGUUUACUGAUACAUUGUACGCGAAUUAGGACAUUAGAAUGAAAAAUAUAACAUAUAACGAACAAUG